This is a messenger RNA of Heterocephalus glaber (naked mole-rat), 9601 nucleotides long. It is a transcript of the gene Atad5, whose product is annotated as ATPase family AAA domain containing 5. Lineage: Eukaryota; Metazoa; Chordata; Mammalia; Rodentia; Bathyergidae. Gene Ontology annotation, molecular function: DNA clamp unloader activity; DNA binding; ATP hydrolysis activity. Gene Ontology annotation, cellular component: nucleus. The record is from RefSeq and is a predicted model, not a curated record.
GAAGAAAGAAAAGACCCAAGUUUGACGUUCUUUCACUAAGUGGCCUUAGUCAAAUCAUAACCUCACGCUAAAACAGGCUAUGGGACAGAAGUUUGAAUCUCCAGAUUCCCGGCUGUUUUAAAAUUCUGUGAUGCAAUUAGUCUCGCCUCUUAGAUUUCUCCAAAGGACGUAUUUUGGCCCUCCGGACUCACCGUCCGCGCAGCCUCCACAAAGCUGCCGUAAGCUCCGCCCUCUGAGAGCAGGACGGCGCGAAAACCCAAUUGACAAGAACUCCCGCCGAAGAACCGCGGUCCAGUCUGUGUUCUGUCUGCUCUCCCCGCCCCGGCCCUAGUCCUGAGCACUCAGCCUGGAGCUCCUGCCUCGGGGACACUGUAUUCGCCGGCCGCCUCCCAGGUGCCUCGCUGCCCGCGCUCUCUCCCUGCCUUUUUCCGCGUUUGGCCCAGCAGAGCUGGGCCCAGCGUCGGUUCUCAUUUCGCUCCGGUGGGCGCGGGGGAGCCUAAGCCGGAGCCGGUGGCCUCCUGCAAGGAGCGGGCCGCCUCAAUGGCCUUCAGACGGGCUGAGCUGGACCGCGCACGGUCCUAGGAGCUGCGAUUCUGGGAAGCGGUGAGCAUGGUGGGGAUCCUGGCCAUGGCGGCUGCUCCCCCUCCCGUGAAGGACUAUGAGAUUGAGCCAUGCAAAAAACGAAGGAAAGAUGAUGACAGAUCUUCCUGCAAAACAAUUACAAAAUAUUUAUCACCAAUAGAGAAGACUGGAGACAGGGUUUUCUCUUCACCAAAAUCCAGCAAUAUUUUGGAUUAUUUUAGAAAGACUUCCCCCACAAAUGAGAAGGUACAAUCAGCGAAAGAGGGGAAGAUAAAGUCUUCUGUACAGUCUCCUGUUAACAGUACCAGCGACUGUAAGAAACCUUUGGGACUGUUCUCAAAUACAGAGAUUAAGAAGAAGGGAAAGAGGGUUAAUUUAUCUCAUCAACUAAAUAAUCUUAAAACUGAGAAUGAAUCUCCAAUUGAAAUUAAUAGUGAUGAUAGCAAAGAUGACUCUAGUUUAAGUAAUGAUGUUGUGGAAAGUAGUACUUCUGUUCUACUUUACAAGAAAUAUAUAGAGGUUCAUGCAGAAAAUAUCCAAGAUACCAAAAAACAGUCACAUAUCAUGACCUCCAAAAAAAAUUCUAAGAAAGUGAGUCCUAAAGAAAGGACCACAAAAAAUGACUGCAGAAAGUUGAGAAAAAGGAAACAGAGGGAUGUAAUAGCUCUAACUGAAUGUUUACCCAUGGCAGAACUAAAUCUGCUUAAAAAAGAUGGUAAAGAUAGUAAACAGAUAAGGCCUUCCUUAACUGAUGAAUUCAAGAAUACCACAAAUGAUGCAAACGCUAGUGCUCAUGUAACUGAAACAGCCCAUUUAAAUGAUGGUACAAUAACUAUCUCAUAUGAAGAGUUUUUAAAAAGUCACAAGGAAAAUAAAGUAGAACAAUUACCAGACUCUGCAAUGUCAAUUUGCAUUCCCUCUGAAAAUGUUGAAGUCAAAAGUGGUUGUAUAAGUGAAUCAGAAAACUGUGAAAUAUCUCAGCAGGUACAUUUGAAGACAGUCACAGUUCUUGCACAAGUUCAUUCUAUCCCCCCCAAAAAGGCAGGGCAAAUACCCUCAAUUUUUUUGAAGCAAAAGCAUUUUGAGCUGGAAAAUAGCCUAUCUGAUCCUGAGAAUGAACAGACAACUCAGAAAAGAAAAUCUAAUGUUGUUAUAGAGGAGGAAGAAUUAGAAUUGGCUGUGUUGGAAGCUGGAAGUUCUGAAGCUAUGAAACCAAAAUGUACCCUAGAAGAAAGACAGCAGUUUAUGAAAGCAUUUAGGCAGCCUGCUGCAGAUGUACUUAAGAACGGAGUCAAAAAGCCUUUGGAUAAGCAGAAAGACCACAGUGAAAAAUCUUUAAAUGAGCAAGGAAGUGAUAAUAAGUCUAAAAAAAUCAUGGGGAAUCCUGAUAUCCAAAUGGUUUCAAAUAAUGGCAGCUCACGAUCACACAUUGAUAAAAAAAGUUUUUCUAAGAAGAAAAGUAAAAAAGUAAAGAAAAAGGGUAAGAAAACAUUAGAUACUGGGACUUCUCCAGGUGAGACCAAAGAAGAAAAUACUCAAAAGCAAAAAACAACUUUUUCUUUAAAAGAGAAACAAAAUCCAAAUAGGCUUAGAAUGAGUUUAAGGCAAAAAAAUUCAGAAAUUUGCAAAAGCAGUACAUUACUUAGCAGCGAAAGUCUUCGUGAAGCAAAUGAUGAACCUUUAAAAAUUUCUUCUCUGUGUAACAACAAUAAAUCAUCAAGAAAAAUCAGCAUGCCAGUUAAAGGUGAUAAAUUUAUGCAUUCUAGAGCUGAGCCUGAAGACAGAUUGGUAAAUGUUUCCACCAGAAGGUCUGUGAGAUGUAGCAGCACAUCUACUGCAGUGACUUUUAGAGGUACUGAUUCUGAAGAUGCACAGGACAGUAGUCCAGUCAAGGCUUCCACUCCCACUGUAUCAGAAAAGCACGGCCUGUACAUGGCGGAAUUGAUAACAGUACCCUUUGAUUCAGAGAGCCCUAUUAGAAUGAAAUUUACCAGAAUUAGCACUCCCAGAAAAUCUAAGAAAAAAUCUAAGAAAAGAUCUAAGAAGUCUGAAGCAACUGAUGGAGACUUUACUUCUCAGACUAGAAAGGCAAACAGUACUUCAAAAAAUAUUUCAAAAGCCAAGCAACUGAUUGAGAAAGCAAAAGCCUUACACAUCAGUAGGUCAAAGGCUACUGAAGAAAUAGUCAUACCUUUAAGGCGUUCCUCUAGGCAUCAGGCACUUCGAGAAAGGGAGAAAUCAUCAGAAACAGAUGACUCUGUAAUAAUAAUAGAUUCAAGUCCUACUUCUUUAAAAAAUCCAGAGAAGAAUCAGAAGAAACUCCAGUGCUUGAAUGAUGUGCUAGGAAAAAAACUUAAGGAGUCUCCUAAAAAAACACCUGGAAAAAUGAAAGUUGCUCCUUUAUUUCUUGCCAAAAAGACUCAGAAAACAGCUGAUCCUAUCCUGGCUUUUGAUGAGAACAGUCAAGAUACAUCUGAAAAAUCUCAGGAUUGUGAUGUACAGUUUAAAGCAAAGCGUGAUUUUCUAAUGAGUGGUUUGCCAGAUUUGUUGAAACGACAAAUUGCAAAGAAAGCUGCUGCACUGGAUAUGUAUAACGCAGUGGGUACCAGUUUCCAGGCAGUUGUUCAUAUACAGCAAAAGGAUGAUGGGUGUUGGUUAUGGCAUUUAAAACCACCCUCUUGUCCUCUUUUAACUAAAUUUAAAGAACAGGAUACAAAAGUAACAGAUAUUUCCAAACAUGUUAUUGUUCUUGGUGAAUUCUCAACAUGGGAUUCAAAUUUGAACAGUGAUUCUGCUGUCAUGCAUAUGAGGACAAGGAAUGAUUUUUCUAAAGAAGUAAGAAAUAUUUUGCUGGAGGAAAUUAGGUGGUCAAAUCCUGAAUUUUCUUUGGGAAAAUAUUUUCCCUUGCUUCUAAAAAAACGAAUUGAAUACCAGGUACUUUCUGAGUGUCAUGGUAAACAAGAAAGUUCACAACUAGAGCCUGAUGUCAGUCAAAAAGAAACAAAAAGGAAACGAAUGGAAACAGAAACUCAGAAGUCAAAAAGAAAGAAAUUAAAUGAAUAUUCAGUAAAUCCAGAAAAGAUAAGUGAAAAGCCAGAAGAACUUGACAGAAGCAACAACUUUUCUGGUAAAAAGCUAGAUUCUUCCGAAGAUCUAUUUUCUAAAACAUUACGGAAGAAACAAACUCCUUUAAGUACAACAUGUAAAGUGAAAACAGAAGUAGUAGUGGAUACUGAUACUCUGAUAAUAGAUGAUGACAAAGAGCCUGCAGCAGAAAUAUCUUCCAUUCCUGAUUCUGGAACUGAAGACAUGCUUUGGACAGAAAAGUACCAACCUCAGAAUGCCAGUGAACUCAUAGGCAAUGAGUUAGCUAUAAAAAAGUUACAUAGCUGGUUGAAAGACUGGAAAAGAAGAGCUGAAUUAGAAGAAAGACAGAACUUGAAGGGAAAAAGAGAUGAGAAACAGGAAGAUUUUUCAGAUAGCAUAGACUUUCAAGGCAGCUCAGAUGAAGAAGAGAGCCGUCUCUGCAACACUGUUCUUAUAACAGGGCCAACAGGAGUGGGUAAAACUGCCACAGUGUAUGCUUGUGCUCAGGAGCUUGGAUUCAAGAUAUUUGAGGUGAAUGCCUCUUCCCAGCGCAGUGGUAGACAAAUUCUAUCUCAACUGAAAGAAGCUACUCAGUCCCAUCAAGUAGACAAACAAGGUGUAAAUGCACAAAAGCCCUGUUUUUUUAAUAGCUACAGCAUAAGCAAGUCACCAAAAAAAUUAAACUCCCCUAAGAAAGUUGUUACAUCACCACGGAAACUUCCUCCAUCAUCACCCAAAUGUGGCGGGCAGAAGAGAGCACUUCCCCCUAAAACUUUGGCAAAUUACUUUAAAGUAUCUUCCAAACCCCAAAAUAAUGAAGAAGUAGAAGCGCUUCUCAAAAAUGAUAAAGGAAUCAAAAAUUCUUUGGAACAGAAGCACAUUGCUCAGACUAAAUCUUCAAAUGCAGUAAAUUCAAGUGUCGAAGAAUCUGGACCUGAAGAGCCCAACAGGAAAAGUGCAACAUCUCUCAUUCUUUUUGAGGAGGUUGAUGUCAUUUUUGAUGAAGAUGCUGGAUUUUUGAAUGCAAUCAAAACAUUUAUGGCAACAACUAAACGACCUGUCAUCCUUACUACAAGUGAUCCAACAUUUAGUUUAAUGUUUGAUGGCAGCUUUGAAGAAAUCAAUUUCAGUACUCCUUCACUGCUAAAUGUUGCCAGCUACCUACAAAUGAUCUGCUUAACUGAAAAUUUCCGAACUGAUGUAAGAGACUUUGUAACCUUGUUAACUGCAAAUGCAUGUGAUAUCAGAAGAAGUAUCCUUUACUUACAAUUUUGGGUUAGAAGUGGAGGUGGAUUUUUAGAAGAAAGGCCAUUAUCUCAUCCUGGAGGAAAUAGCCGAAAUGUACUAGUUUGCACUGAAGAUGGCCCGGAUUCCAAAAAUAACACUAAAAAUGCUAAAAAGAAUUGGAAAGUCCUUCCCAAAUGUGACACUGGCUGUGCUGAGAACUUCUUUGGACUCAAGAACAUUUUUUCCCCAUCUGAAGACUUAUUUUCAUUUUUAAAGCACAAAAUCACAACAAAGGACAAAUGGCAUAAACUCAUCCAGCUUCUUACAGAAUUCCACAUGCAGAACAUAGAUUUUUUAUAUAGUAAUCUCGAAUUCAUCCUACCAUUACCAGUUGAUACCAUUCCAGAAACAAAAAAACUUUGUGGCUCAUCUGUAACUGUGAACGCCAAUGCAGUAACAAGAAGUAUGAAAUGUUCUGAAGGAGAGCAGCCAUUGAAGAAGUCGCAGAAAAAGAAACGUAAGAAAAAGAUGGUGAUACUAGAUGACAGUGACUUAUUUGACACUGGCUUGGACUUUUCUGAUGAAUUUAUUAACCUAACCCCAGUGUCUUCCUCAAAUUUAGAAGAAAGUAAAGCCAGAGACAAAGAAAACAAUCCAGAGAGAAACCAUCUAAACCAGUGUUCAGAGUCUGACCCUGAAUCUAUUCCUUGUCCUCCUAAAACACCAGCAGAAAAACAAUGCUCUGUCCUUGUUUCUCGUUGUUUAAGUUCUCUCACUGAGUUCAUGGAUAACAUGUCCUUCUUAGAUGCCUUCUUAACUGAUGUAAGGGAACAGAAGGAACUUGGUAAAAAUGACUUCUGUUGGACAAGUGGAAAGGUUAAAAGUGGACUUUGUGAUGAAUUUAGUCUGGAGAGUGGUGAUGGAUGGACUUCGCAAGGCUCUGCGGAAUUAAAGGCAGCUGUACAAGCUCUCAGCUUUACUAAGUGUUCAUCUACUAUUUCAAAAGCAUUGGAAUCCUCCUUGAAUUCUUGCAAGAAAUUAGGAAGAGAUCCAACCAACGAGCUUACUUUUUAUGUUUCACAAAAGCAUAAUAAUGUAUGCUUUAGCCAGUCAGCAGCUAAUGUGGACAAUGCUUGGAAGAGGAUAGCAGUCAUUAAAAGUGUAUUUUCUAGUCGAUCUCUACUAAAUGUGGGUAAUAGACAAGCCAGUAUAAUUGAGUACCUGCCAACUCUUCGAAACAUUUGCAGGAGUGAGAAGCUAAAAGAACAAGAAAAAUGUAAAAGAAGGUUCCUGCACUAUUUUGAAGGAAUUCAUCUUGACAUUCCAAAAGAGACUGUGACUAGUUUGGCAGCUGACUUCCCUUGAUACUGGGCAUUAACAAUGCCAUUUACAAAUUAUGUGGUGCUUAAGAUACAUUGUUAUAUAAUGUUGAUUUUCAUGGAAGUGUUCAUUUUUCUUCAUGUACAUUUAAAACAGACUAUUUGUAUUUUUUAUUGCUGUGCAGAUAUUUAAAAUGAAAAAAUUGAAUUAUAAAUUGUAUUUAUGAUUGUGGUAGUUUUUUUUGAAUUUUUUUAUAUUGUCUAAUUUUGCUUUGUUGAUAUAUUUUUGGUAAAUGAAUGAGCUGUUGUUUCUAGAAGGUAGUUCACUAAGAUAUUUCUAAAGAUACAGUGCUAACCUAAUGCUAUAUUUUUUUCCCUUAUUACCCUUAACACACCCCUCUCUAAAUAUCAGUUCUCUCAGAUUGUAAAUAUGAAGCACAUAAAUGGUGAUCUUUUUAAAGUGCUUUUACACAAUAUAUAACAGAAUUAUACAUACAGCGCUUAACAAAACUUCCUAGGAGCUGGGUAUUAGGGUGCACACCUGCAAUCUCAGCACUUGGGAGGCUGAGGCAGGAGGACUGCUGCAAGUUCGAGGCCAGCCUGGGAUACCCAGUGAGUUCAAGCCCAGCAUGUACUACAGGGUGAAACCCUGUCUCAAAAAAUCAAAACAAAGAAAAAAGAAAACUUCCUAGGAAGAAAAUUAGGUUUCAUUUUUCAAAAACGAAGAGCUUCUGGAUAAAUUUAUUUCUAGUGUACUUCCCAACAUAUUUACCAUUGAAUCAACAUUCUGAAUAAUAGCCAGGGAUUUAGCUCAGUGGUUCUGCCACCUGCCUCAAAAGCACAAGGUCCUGAGUUCGAGCCUCAGUACCAAAAAAAAAAUUUUUUGAAUAGUUUUCACCAAUCACUUUUAGCACCCCUACAUAGGUGAUAUCUAGUACAUUUUGCCAACACAAGUCACUUGCCUUGUAAAUUUUUCUUGCAUUUUUAUAACUUUUAUUUCACAAUAUUACUGGCAUUAAUGUAUCAUUUUGGACAAGCUCCUAUUCAUUAAAACUGUUACAAAGGAGGAUUCUGCCAUAGGAUUUCUACAUACUAACCCUUUCCACACACAGUUUUUUUUGGGGUGCUGAGGAUUGAACCCAGACCCUUGCCACAUGGUAAGUGUUCCACCACUGAGUUACAUCCCAAGCCCUUUGUGGGUUUUUUUUUGGGGGGGGUAUCAGGGAUUGAACUCAGGUCCUUGUGCUUUGAGGCAGGCAGCAGAACCACUGAGCUAAAUCCCCGGCCCCCCCAAGCCCUUUGUUUUUGAGACAGUCUUGAUGUGUUACCCGGGCUGGCCCCAGAUUCAUGAGCUCAGGAAAUCCUGCUGGCUCACCUUCUCAAGUAAUGAGGAUUACAGAUGUAUGCUGCCACACCCAGAAAAGGUAAUGUUUUUGGGGAAAAAAGGAUAUAUUUUUAUUCUGGUAACAAGAUCUUAAAAUACCACAUUUCACUUAAUGUCAUUUUGUAUCAGAUAAUCAAGUUUAAAAUCACUCUAUUUCAAAUGUUUGUAUUAUAUAAUAGCUUAAUAUUUCAGAUACAUUAUCUGCUUAAUUGUAUUUUAACUAAAAAGGAUCCUAAUUUUGUAGUUUUUAAAAAUACAGAUGCAAACCUGUUUUCAAAUGUGUGUAAAGAUGUUUUUACCUCUUAUUUGUUCAACCUACCUUUUCUUGUGUUGACCAGCAUAUUGAUCUAAUUAAAGGUUAAAGCUAAAACAUAACUUAUGCAGUAUUUAAAUAAGAGUUCAAGAGGUAAUCAUCUUUGUAAAUAUGUAUAUUGUGCAGAUUUGGAUAUAGGCUGUAUCUUACAGCUUUUGUUCCUGUACAGGAGACCAAUGUCUUCUGAAUCUUUUUUUUUUUUUUUUUUUUUUUUGUGGUACCAGGGAUUGAACUCAGGUCUGAAGCUUUUUUAAAGUAUACUUAGCUAUUUUUCUACUGACUGUAUCCUGUAGACCACUCACCUGUUAAUUAGGUGUUUUAUUAUUAGAAAACUGACAAUUCUCAAUAAAAUAAAAUAACACGAUAGAGCUGUAUUCAAGUGAUUACAAAUCAAGAAAUAAGCAGAAUGUGGUGAUGUACACCUGUAAUCCCAGCUACAAGCAGGUAGAUCACAAGUUCAAAGCCAGCUUGGGCAACUCAAAGAGACCAUCUCAAAAUUAAAAUGGAAAAUAAAAAAAGGACUGAGGAUGUAUGUAAUUCAGUGCUCCCCAGUACUGAAAAAAGUAAAAAAAUAAAAAUAAAAAAAAAUUGAAGGUGUUUUCUUCCAUAAUAGGAUACAUCUGAUUGGUCUUUAGUAUAAUUUGGAAAAGUGUUGUUUUAUGGUGUUGGGGUACAGGAACCCAGGGCCUUAUGUGUGCUAGGCAAGCGCUCUACCACUGUUCAUCCUUAAAGAUGAUAAAUUCCUAUAAAAUUCAGAUAAAUUUUUGUGAUAAAACUACCCAAAUUUUAGCUAGGGCUGGUGGCUCACACCUGUAAUCCCAGUACUCAAGAGGCUGAGGUGAGACAAGAGGAUUGCUGUGAGUCUGAGGCCAGCCUGAACUCCAUAAUGAGACCCUGUUUAAAAAAAAGUAAGGGGCUGGGGAUGUAGCUCAGUGGCACUGUGCCUGCCUGGCAAACACGAGGUCCUGAGUUUGAUCCCUGGUACCACAAAUAAAUAAGUGAAAAAGUAAAUUUUGAUGACUUUUCAAUACUUUGUGUCUUAUAUAAUGUCUAAAACUGACACAUUUUCUUUUAUAGCUAUUUCUGAAAAUAUGUGGGAGGUGAAUGCCAUAUUUCUGGCAUGAACGGACAGCCCGUAAAGCUGUUUGCUAACUAAUGUAAACAAGAACAAAGGUGCUAGUUUGGAGGCAAAGAAAACAAUUUCCUUUUAGACGUGUGUGGUUUGAGGUGUUUACCUUUUCAAGGUGGCAAUGUAUAGCAUGCAUGUAAAUGUGGAGGCUUAGUGUGCAUGGCACUGAGUCCAGUGUGUACAGCAGCCCCAGAGAGCUGGAUGUGCUAGUGUGGCAGGACUUCCGCUUCCUGCUGUAGAUAUAUACUUCUGGUUGUUUGAAUUUUUCUUCUUCUUAACAAGCAUAUUUGACUUUUGGAUUAAGGAGAGAUUUAAUACUGUGGCAUCAAAAAGAAUGGUUCAGUACAAGAGAUAUAAUGAGGCCCUGAACUAGGGCAGAAAUAGAAAAUUGAGAGGGACGUGAAAAGAAAAAUCAUGUGAAAUGUUUCUCAAAAGACAGUCUGCCUCGCAAGCGCAAGGACCCGAGUUCAAUCCCGGGUACCAAAAAAAACCAGUCUGUCGGGCAGGGGAUUUAGCUCAGUGGUUUCGCCACCUGCUGCGCAACCGCAAGGACCCGAGUU